Molecule: messenger RNA, 4978 nt
Organism: Chinchilla lanigera (long-tailed chinchilla)
Lineage: Eukaryota; Metazoa; Chordata; Mammalia; Rodentia; Chinchillidae
Gene: Il10ra
Product: interleukin 10 receptor, alpha
Exons: 7
Coding region: 109-1866 (585 amino acids)
Molecular function (GO): protein binding
Source: RefSeq, a predicted model, not a curated record
AGCCUCUCCGAGCGCCCGAAGCAGCGGGAGCUUUCAGUCUCUGCGGAGCGGAGUCGAGGUGGGACGUGCGCACCCGGCUCCGGCCCUGGACGAUGCGGCGCGCCCAGAAUGCUGCCGCGCCUGCUAGUGCCUCUGGCUGCGCUCCUCAGCCUGCGCCUCGGCGUGGGCACGUACGGCUCGGAACUACCCAAGCCUCCCAUGGCGUGGUUUAAAGCAGAAUUCUUCCACCACGUCCUCUGCUGGCACCCCAUCUCAAAUCAGUCCAAAAGCACCUACUAUGAGGUGGAACUCCAAUGGUAUGGAAGAGAGCCAUGGAAGUCGCUGCCCCACUGUAGCCAGGCCCCGGCACUGUGCUGUGAUGUCACCAAGGUCACCCUAGACCUGUACCAUACCAAUGGUUACCGGGCCAAAGUCCGGGCAGUGGAUGGCCACCGAUACUCCAAUUGGACCUUGGCCAACACCCGCUUGUCUCUGGAUGAAGUGACUCUGAAGGUUGACAGUGUGAAGCUAGAGAUGCAUGAGGGCUUCAUCUUCGGAAAGAUCCAGCUCCCCAGGCCCCAGGUGGCCCCUGAAGGUGUCACGUAUGAAAGCAUCUUCAGUCACUUCCGCCAGUACGAGAUCGCCAUUCGCAAGGUGCCAGAAAGCUUUAAGUUCUCCAGCGAGAAGGUAAACCAUGAAAACUUCAGCCUCCCAAUCCCUGGAGAGGUGGGAAAGUUCUGUGUCCAAGUGAAGCCAUCUAUCAGCUCCCGAGCCAACAAGGGGAUCUGGUCAGAGGAGCAGUGCAUCGUCCUCACCAAGCAGUAUUUCACUGUGACCAACCUUAGUCUCUUCUUCGCCCUCUUCCUGCUGCUCUGUGGAGUCCUGGCUUACUGUCUGGUCCUCCAGCUAUAUGUGCGGCGCCGGAAGAAACUGCCCACUGUCCUGGUCUUCAAGAAACCCAGCCCCUUUGUCCUCGUCAGCAAGCUGCCCUACCCAGAGAUGCAGGACACCAUCCACCCGCUCGACAUAGACUCCUUCCAGAAGGUGUCCCUAGAGCUGAGGAUCUCAGACCUGCACAGCAGCAUGGACAGUGGCUUCAGCAGUACCAAGCCAUCCCUGCAGUUGGAGGAGCCCCAGUUCCUCCCUGUCCCCAGCCUACAGGCCUGUGGGGCUCUGGGAAAGGGGGAGUCCCCAGAUCUGCAGGUCGGCUGCAAUGAUAGUGGCAGCGGCAGCAGCAGUAGCAGCACGGACAGCGGGAUCUGCCUGCAGGAGCCCGGCCUAAACCCUGGCUCGGAGCCCCCUUGGGAGAAGAAGGUGGGGAGCACAAGCCAAGGCCAGGAUGACAGUGGGAUUAGCCUUAUCCAAAACUCUGAGGGGCAACCUGGGAGCACACAGGGCAGCUCAACCUUGGGCCACAUGACUCUCCCAGGUCCUGAGGUCCCUGAAGAAGAAGACCCAGCCACAGUGGCCUUCCAGGGCUACCUGAAACAGACCAGAUGCACUGAAGAGAAGACAACUGUAGCACCUUGCCUGGAGGAAGAGACCCCUUUGACAGAUGACCUUUGCCCUCAGUUCAGGACAUGCCUGGAUCCUGAGGCAGGCUGGCCUUCUCCAACUCUGGCCAAGGGCUAUUUGAAGCAGGAUCCCCCAGGAAUAACUCUGGCUCCCUCAGGCGUCCCACCAGGACGGAACCAGUGGAACCAGUUGACUGAGGAGUGGCCACUCCUGGGUUUGACUACUUGUGGUAACCUGGGACCAUCUGACUGGAAUCCUGCCCAUGAUCUGGCCCCUCAGGACUGUGUGGUAGCCCCAGGAGGCCUCUUGGGCAGCUUUGACUCAGACCUAGUUACCCAGCCUCUGAUCUCCAGCCUGUACUCAAGUGAGUGACUCAUGCGAAGGGGCUGUUGUCUUAUUUGAGCCAUGCCUGCUCAACUGUUGGGAGCAGGAGGAAGAGCCCAGGGGUCAGAAGAGGAUGCAGGCCAGUCUGUAAGCCCCCGGGGUCAGUUGUAGUCUGUCCCCCAGGGCAGGUGUAGGCCAUCUUGAUGGAGUGGUGCAGGUGGCACAGAUGGUGCUGACCUGUUUAGCUGGGUGGGCCCUGCAGACCUUAGCAAAGCCAAGAAGGGCAGGCAGAGACCUCCUUCCUUGUUGGGCUUUUUUCUAUCCCAUAAACGAGUCGAUGCUCAAGGAACCACAGGGUUUUCUUGAGACAAGAAAGGUCAGUCAGGUAUCAGGGCCGCUGGCGGGUUGGAGUACUGUGAGAGGGAGCUUGCCCCAUCCCUUGCUGCAAGGUUGCAGGGGGUCAUUUCUAGGAGAAGCAGGAGCAGAGCCCAGUUUGAUCAGAGGGGUGGUAAGUCACAUGGAGAUGUUCCUCCACUGGCAGUCUUCUCAGGCAGAGAACCUGUCAUUGGAAGUGCUUAAGGUGUGUCUGUCCUGGCCAGGCAGUCGGACAGUUACUACGUCACUAUGGCACCAAGGAGGGACAAAGGGACUGAGACCUAGGACAGACUUUGCAGACUCCGGCCUAAAAGGAAGUAGACUCUGGAACCCAUCUGCCCAGAGCCAGCUUCCUUCUCGUGCCGGGGGCUGACAUCUAGGAGGAGUCCUUGGCAUUGUGCCUGGACAACUGCCAGUCACUGGGCCCCGGCGGGCUGAUGUGGGCCCUGCUUUCCCUUAAGAAUCUGUCUUCAAACAAAGUCAGUUUACAGUCCCCAGCCAAGGAUUCUAGGAGGGGCGGCCUUUGGAUGCCCUCCAGGGCUAUCUCUCAACUCUGCAUUUCUCUGUAGCAUUCGGAACAUGGGCUUUCUGGCCCUGAAAAUUCUGCCGUGGCGCUCUACCAACAAGCUCAUAGGUGCCCGUCUGAUAACUCCUUCUGGCAGCAGGCCUAGAGGAAGGUUGCUCAGGGUUCCCUUAAAAACUUUAUUUAUUUAUUUUGCUCAUUUAUUUAUUGAAGAAGCAGCACAGUCAGGGAAGGAAUUCUUGGUCUUUCAGGGGCCCUGGAGUUCUAGUUUUGCAUUCACUGUCUCUAGUUUUGUGAUGUUGUGCAAGUCACUACUCUUGAGCCAGUUUCCUUGUCUGCAAAACGGGAAAAGAUGCUUGGUUUGUCGAACUCAGAGGGACGCGAAGUGCCACUGAGAAGAUGGAUGUGACUGUGAUGGAGCACAGAUCUCUGUGAGUGAGUGGUGUAUGGUGUUUUUAAAAAAUGUAUUCCAAUAAAUUGUUGGGACCAGUGAGGAGCCUGUGAAACCACAGAUUUCUGAUGAAACAGUGGCUGGUGGAGGACUUGGUUGCUGAUAAUCGGAUGAUAGUGAAAAGGGUGCGUCAUGUUGCCUUAAGGAAACAGGAACGAGGAUUCAGGCUCAGAUCAGACAGAACCAGCUCCAGAAUCCUGUGUGAACAUAGUUGCCUGUGACUGGAAAAACUUCUCAACCUCCCAAGUUUCUGAUUCCCCACCGAUAAUGCAGAGAUGAUAACUCCUCCCAGGGAUGUUGUGACAGUAAGUGAGAUGGCAUAUAAAAGAAUGUAACACAGUGCCACGCAUGCGGUGUUCCAUGUGUAAAUAGCUGUUAACACUGUAAAGGGAAAUACAGUUUUUCUUGAAACGGACAAAAAUGAAAGCGAUAAGGGGUUUGCAGAAAACUAAAAAGGAAACAGUGGAAAGUACACCGCAGUGUUUUGGAUCUGACCUCUGACAACUGGAAAGGAGAUUCUGUGAGGCCUGCCCUUCCAGGAAGUGGGCAGAUCAGACCUCCCUGCAGCCAUAUCUGCUUGCCUCCCCCUGGAGGUGUGUCCUGGGCGGUUCUCAUAAGUGCGGAAGCCAUCUGCGCACUGUUCAGCCUGCUGCUUCCACGAAAAGCCACAUGUGGGUUUGAAUCUCUCCCGAAGCUCAGCCCAGCAGAAGGAACUAACCUAGGGCUUCUGGUGUGCUACACUUUCCCUCAGCCUGGAUCCCCGGGCAAGUGACUGGGGACACCUCAUCUCUUUCCCCUAUGUCAUCUCCAACACACCUCUCCCCUUUCACUCUGAGAAAGUAAGCAGUUCUGGAGAGGCAUCGAUGCUGACUGUCCAGAGAACUUGGCUAAUGGCCAUCUUGGACCUGCCUAUUCCUAACUGGGGGCUCCUUGUUGGGACUGGAAAGACAUGCAGGGUGGUUCCUUUCUCCUGGAAACAAGGUGUUACAUUGGCUUCUCCUCUGUGGAAAAGUCUGCUGGGGCAGGUGGGAUGAAACCUGACCAAGGGGUGGAUAAAGGUACAGAUAAUAAGAGAAGUUACCCUCUGAGAAGGAACUGGAACCAAUUUGGUGGAAAGAGACAGCGUUUGGAGCAGCCUGCAGGACAGAGGUGCAGCGGGUGGUGCAGGCCAGCCUUUUUCUUGUGCUGGAAUGAGUGGGAGUCUCCUGGCUCCUCGGCCUGACCUUGAAGCUGCUCUCUGAGCACAGGUCAAGGCCUGGGCUGUGGGAGUUCUUCCAGGCAGCAGGGCUGAUGAGACACUUUCAGUCUUCUCCGGAAUUCAAAUUAAAGUCCCCAGCAAAAGGCACCAGUAGUUCAUUAGCUGAGCAACCUCCUUCGAGGGCUUUUCCAGGCUGAGGGAGUAUGUGAUUCUGUGUGUAUGAGCUAAUGGAACUUCCUCUUAGUAAAGAGAGGGGAAAUGGUGGAAGAGGAAAUUCUGUUGAAUUGUGUUUUCUUGAAUUUGUAAAUAGCAGUAGUCAAGGGACUGCCUCAUCCUCCCAAAAUACCUCUAAACCCCGUCACCAUGCACACAUCAUCACAGAGACCACCUGAGACAGCGGGCUGGUGACCAGGAGAGGCAGGUCAAGGCAAUUAGGGUUGCUUUUAUCAAACCCCAGCCUAAAGGACCUGAGAUACUAGACUCAUCAAGUCAGAAAACUUGACUCAUUUAUUUCCUGUAAUGCUCGAAGGGUUGAAGGGUUUUUUUUUUUUUUUUAAAGCACACUCAUAAUUUAAAAUUCAAUGCAUUGUUAUUAAAGACCUGCAGCACCUUU